AUGUCGAAGGUAUUACGCUCGAGAAGAGACCUAGGGGUCACCUGCUACCCCCCUAUCCUACCAGCAUCUCUAGUACCAGUAUCCUUGAAGCUCAUAUUAGAGUCGUUAUUCUACAACACAAAGUUCCUCUUCCCAGAGGAGCCUAAGACAGCCUUUCAACAAGUCACUUCUGCGAUUCAAAACCGAAUCGACCGCCAUGAGAGGUACUGGUGGGAGAAGUCUGGCCACGCGCUAGCCGUACUCUUACAAAAUGCUGGCUACACACAUGCUGCUCAAGUCAACAUCCUUCAGUUCUUCGCAAGGGAAAUCGCCAGCAACCUCGGCACGGCUAACGAGCCAGGUGCCCGGCGAUGGAAGAGUUUUAUGACCGACGAUAACAAUCCUAUCGAACUGAGCUGGGACUGGCACACGGGUGUUGAGAAGCCUACUAUUCGUUUUUCCAUCGAGCCCAUUGGCCUAGACGCCGGAAGCCCUUACGACCUAUGCAAUGAGUAUGCUGCAGAAGACUUCAAGCAUUUGAUAUUGAAAGCUCUACCGGAUACCGACAUGAGCUGGUUCGACCACUUCGAAGGCUUCUUUAGCGAUAAGGCAGACCGCAACUCAGUUGAGGGUCACCCGUCAAGGGUCUUUUGGGCCUUCGACUUGGGUGAGAAGGAGAUCCAGAGCAAGGCAUACUUCUUCCCCGGCUACAGAGCACGAACUAUGAACCAGACCAACCUACAAGUAAUCUCCGAGGCGAUCGCCUCUGCUCCGUCAUGCACCCCUGAGAAACUCGGCGCCUUCAACCAGUUUGCCGAGUUCGUAAACGAGCAUGAACAAAAGGGAGGUUUACCGCUAGAACUAGACAUGCUCGCCAUUGACAUGAUCGACUCUGCCAAAUCGCGUCUCAAGAUUUAUUUCCGCAACCGCCAGACCGACUUUCGAUCCGUUCGGGAGACUAUGACUCUUGGGGGCCGCGUUACAGGCGAUGACAUGGAUGCUGGCCUUAGUCAACUCCGCCGCCUGUGGAACUCCUUAUUCGAUCAGGAAGGCAAACCCGAGGACACGGCCAUAGGACAAGCAGACCACAGAACCUCUGGAAUACUCUACAACGUCGAGUUCCGCCUUGGGGGCCAAUCGCCCAAGGCCAAGAUCUACAUACCGGUGCGGCAUUACGCGCGCAGCGACGCCCAAGUAGCGCGGUCUGUGAGCCAAUUCAUGGACAGCCAGAGAAGGGAGAAGCUGCAGGACCAGAAGAGCGAACUAGCAGGGGGUGAGAGAGCAAUCUCGCCCGUGUCGGCCGCUUAUGGAAAUGCCCUGAACACUAUCUUCACCGAUGACUCCAUGGCCACUAGCAGAGGCCUACAUACCUACGUCGCUUGCUCUGUCCAAGCUGGCGGCGCGUUAAGGGUUGUCUCGUACAUCAACCCGCAAGAAAAGAAACUUCGACAGACAUCGCAAAAAAGUCUUUGGUGA
This is a messenger RNA of Hypoxylon trugodes, 1455 nucleotides long. RefSeq names its product aromatic prenyltransferase. Gene Ontology annotation, biological process: alkaloid metabolic process. Gene Ontology annotation, molecular function: transferase activity, transferring alkyl or aryl (other than methyl) groups. Bases 1 to 1455 code for a protein of 484 amino acids. Lineage: Eukaryota; Fungi; Ascomycota; Sordariomycetes; Xylariales; Hypoxylaceae. The record is from RefSeq and is a predicted model, not a curated record. The transcript has 2 exons.